CAACUGAAUUCAUAUGGUUUGAAACAGUAACAAAACUAAAAUAAUUGCUGCCAACAUAAUUAAAACUGCAAGUAAAUGACAGUUGAAAAAAAAAUACCGUGUCUACUCUAUGAUUACGUUCUGUCGACUGUCAUUUCUCACUAUCCAACUUCCCGCUCUUUCUUAUGCUGUAUUGCUGUGUUUGUUUAUCAUUCUUGGAAUCAUUCUUAUUAGACUUUGGAGUGGAAAAUAAUAAUGGAUGGCGACGACAACUUUCUUUCGACACCAGAAGAAAUAUCGGCGGCGGCACAAUCAGUUACCGAGAACUUGUUGCCUACAAAAUCGCGGCGUCAGUAUGAUAAAUCGUAUGAGAAGUUCAUGGCAUGGAGACUGGAACACCAGACUACGUCAUUCUCAGAGAAUGUGCUACUGGCUUACUUUAAAAACCUCGACGAACAAUUCAAGCCGUCUUCACUGUGGGUGGAAUAUUCAAAACUAAAGUCAACGCUUAAUAUAUACCACCAGACCGACAUCUCUAAAUACGCCAAGUUACUGGCUUUAUUAAAACGGAAGUCAGAAGGAUUUAAGGCGAAAAAAGCAAAAACAUUUUCACCGGAGGAAUUAAAAAAAUUCAUUGAGGAAGCACCGGAUCAGAACCAUCUCUUUAACAAGGUUGCUGUAAUUCUUGGAAUAAUGGGGGCUUGUCGCAGGAAAGAGUUACAUGAUUUAAAAAAUAACAAUAUAAUUGAUGCCCAAGAAACUCUAGUGGUUCAUAUAAUGAACACCAAGAACCGAAUCGAUCGCACUUUUACAGUCACAGGGAAAUAUUAUCAUAUCUGUAAAAAGUACAUGAUUCUUCGUCCGGAUAACUGCAACGAUCUGAACUUUUUUGUACGGUAUGCCAACGGAAAAUGUUUUGCUCAAAAUAUAGGAUUAUUUUAAACACCUUCGGCCAGUUAGGAAAAAAUGUUGCAUCCUAUCUUGGUCUCCUAAAUCCAGAGCUCUACACAGGGCACUGUUUUCGAAGGACGUCUGCAACUGUAUUGGUAGAUGCUGGUGGUGAUGAAGUCCACAACGGUGUCAGAAUCAUAUAUAGACAACUCCAUUGCAAGCAAAAAAAAAAGUGUCAAAUACACUAAUGAAUUCCAUAGAAGAAACUACACCCCUGAAACCACAAUCCACAUACAUACCAGACCAUCAAUGCUCCCCAACUUUUACUCAGCAACCAGAUUAUAUCAACACCACCAACACUAGUAUCCCAGUCCCUACAACCACACCACUAACUAUAUCCCAAAUAAUAGAACAGAAUUCUGACAUCCAUAUAAAUAAUAAUAGCUUAACCACAUCCACCACUCCCAAUAUAAAUAUUUCUAACAACACAAUUCACAAUUUACAUCUUCAUUUUCAUAAAUGAAUAAAACUAAAUUUCUUAAAACAAACUGCGUUUAAUUUUGUCUUUUAUUUAAUCCCUAAGCAGUCGUAGAAAAAGUAAUGUAUGCAACGUUGUAUAAGUAGGUCAAAAAAGGCUCAUGGCGUCUUUAUUAACAAUUUUCGGCUUCGCCUCAAAUUGUUACACACGCCACUCACCUUUUUUGAACCCUCUUAUACAAUUAUUGCAUAAAAUACUAAUAUCUAUCUAUUAUAUCUAUGGACUUCUAGUAGUCUUAAUAAGAACCCAAUUGAGUUAAUUGUGGGGCUAAGUUAAGUUGUGUAAGAUUGCCGCCUAAUAUUUGAUAUUUACAUGCAUUUAAGUAUCGAAAAUCAUAGGCAUUGUAUUAUUUAGCAAAUAGUAUUUGUACAAUUUGCAUAUUAGAGACAAACAAUAAGAGUUUCAAUUAGAAACAAAGCUUCAACUUGUAUUGUCUAAUGAAUAUCAACGUUGUUAUUGUCUACUGAUCACUGGGCCAUAUUGUGCCUUAAUUGGCUUUGAGGUAAAUUAUAUAAUUAGUUAUUACGCCAGCGGCGCGUGCUUAAGCCAAGAAGCUGAAUGGUACCUUAUACCUAUUAUGCGCAUGACUGUUAUGCUGAAUAACGUAACGUAUUGUUUGUUGUUACAAAAAUGUUAUGCAAUAUCCGCAUUUUACUGGGAUAAUUUACACUAUAUUAACAGAAAAUUAUUACAAAAGUUGUGAAUGUGACAUUGUCAUAUCCAAAACGUUGUGUCGAUGUCAUAUAUUGUACGUUUAACAUUAUUCAACAAAAACGGAUAUGGUAAUAGUAAAAAUGCUUUUACUUCAUGAAUACCACUACAUUCAAAACAUUUGUUUGGUACUAUAAAUAGUAAACAUAUGUGCCUAAAUAAUGAAUAAGUUCUUUCAAAAUAUAAAACUUUCUAAAAAAAUGUUUUUUAUUCUUUUCGCUCUCCUGCAAACCAAUGUAAGUGGCAUAUGUCACAACGUAUUCUCACCCGACGGUUUAUUAUACCACUUAUUUGAUAAACAACAUACAGUUAAAAUCAUUGAACGUAGGAGCUUCGAAUUUGAAACUUGAACUUUUACAAUCGCUGCUUUUAGUGCUA
Cydia pomonella (codling moth) is the source of this 2497-nucleotide messenger RNA. RefSeq lists its product as uncharacterized. The transcript has 2 exons. The coding region runs from base 235 to 921 and encodes 228 amino acids. NCBI's taxonomy places the organism in Eukaryota, Metazoa, Arthropoda, Insecta, Lepidoptera, Tortricidae. Gene Ontology annotation, molecular function: DNA binding. Gene Ontology annotation, biological process: DNA integration; DNA recombination. The record is from RefSeq and is a predicted model, not a curated record.